Arctia plantaginis is the source of this 2370-nucleotide messenger RNA. The record is from the annotation of a GenBank genome assembly. NCBI's taxonomy places the organism in Eukaryota, Metazoa, Arthropoda, Insecta, Lepidoptera, Erebidae.
AUGCAACGAGCACACCGGUCGGGCAACCUAAAGCAGAGCAAUAAGGCUCACAAGUCUCGUCAUCGCUCUAAACGUGGAAUAGCAGCAGCUGUUAAAGGCAAGGUAAAUGUUAAGGAAUUUGUGCGGCGCAAUCGACAUAUACUGAAAAAAGAUGAACGUCGUCACCAAGCGCUGCAGAUACGCAAGAACAAGCGUGAAGAGGUUUUAUCAAAGAAACGUGCUCUGGGCGGUACUCGGAAUCCCCCGUUUUUAGUGUGUGUGGUGCCUUUGAACGCCCAGCUGGAUGUUCAGUCCGCCCUGACCAUAUUGAAGACGUGUUCUGAAGGAACAGUAGUUACACAAGCUCCUAAUGGCAUGUUACAUCUUAGCUUACCAAAUUUCAAACAGAGAUUCUCUUUCAUUUGUCCUGAGGUCUAUAAUGAUUUUGCUUUGUUGGAUGCUCUAAAAAUUGCAGAUACUGCUUUAUUUAUCAGUUCUGCUCUUGAAGAGCCUGUUGACGAAUGGGGUGAGAAAGUCCUUGCUUUAGCAAUGGCCCAAGGAAUGCCUACACCUAUUGUGGCUGCAAUGGAUAUUGAAGGAGUCAACCCAAAGAAGCGUACAACAGAAAAACAAAACGUACAAAAAUUAAUAUCAAAGUGGCUUCCAGAAGAAAGAGUAAUGCAACUAGAUAAGAGCUCAGAUGGUUUAAACUUGCUACGUAGAAUUGGCAACCAAAAACGUAACAUCAUACAUCAUAGAGAAAAAAGACCUUAUAUGCUUGCUGAGGAGGUUGAAUAUGUACCUGAUGCUGAAGGCGAGAAUGGCACUCUUAAAAUAAGCGGAUAUUUACGUGGUAUGCCAUUAAAUGUAAAUGGUCUUUUGCAUAUUACUGGCUUUGGAGACUUCCAGAUGUCAAGGAUUGAUGGAUGGACGGAAGAUCCUCAUCCUUUAAGUACAGGUAAAGAAAACGCCAGCUCUGGUGAUGCAGUAAUGGAGGCUGAUGUCAUGAAGUUGUCAGUGUUGCAAGUUGCAGACCCAACAAAACAGGAGAGUCUUGUAUCAGAGAAUAUUCCUGAUCCUAUGGAUGCAGAGCAAACUUGGCCAACAGAAGAAGAAAUAGAACAAGCUAAUUUAGAGACUAAAAAGAAAAAGAUUAAGAAAGUACCCAAAGGCUGGUCUGAUUAUCAAGCAGCAUGGAUUGUGGAGUCUGACGCCGAAGGAGGUUCAGAAGACGACGAUGAAAGUGAUGAUGAAGCUGAAGACGAAGCAUUUAUGUCUUGUGAAGAGGACAAUUCUGAUCAAGAAGAAAAUGAAAAAGACAAUGACUUCCAAUCAGUUACAGAAUCAGAAGUUGGUCCUACUGAUGACAAGUAUGAUGAAACGAUCGAUGCUCACGAGGAACAUACAAUGCUUCAGAAACUCGCAGCAGCUAAAGAGGACAAACAGUUUCCUGAUGAAGUUGACACCCCUCAAAAUAUGCCGGCUAAGGAACGGUUCAUGCGGUAUCGGGGAUUGGAAUCUUUUAGAACAUCGCCUUGGGAUGUUAAAGAAAAUUUGCCCGAAGAUUAUGCAAGGAUAUUUCAGUUUGAGAACUACGAUAGAACCAGGAGGAGGGUGUUUAAGGAAUUGGAAGAUAGUUUGGUUAAUAUGUAUGGUUUCUACAUCACAAUCCACGUGAAAGACGUGCGUCAAGACCACUGGGAGGCGUUCCACAGUGCAAAUGCAGGUGCACCUCUUUCAGUCUUUGGAUUACUACCCCAUGAACAGAAGAUGUCUCUGAUGAAUGUGGUUCUGAAACGUACUGGCGCCAGUGACGAGCCUAUUAAGAGCAAGGAGAGAUUGAUCUUCCAAGUGGGCUACAGGAGGUUCAUUGUUAAUCCUAUAUUUAGUCAGCACACCAAUGGAACGAAACAUAAGUAUGAACGAUUUUUCCAACCGGCGUCAACGUGUGUCGCAACCUUCUUUGCACCUAUACAGUUUAGUCCAUCAUCAGUACUUUGCUUUAAGGAAAAGAGUAACACAAAACUUCAACUUAUAGCAACAGGUGUAUUAUUGUCAUGUAAUCCAAAUAGAUUGAUUAUAAAGAGGAUUGUACUCUCAGGACACCCAUAUAAGGUUAACAAAAGGUCUGCAGUAAUUAGAUUUAUGUUCUUCAACAGAGAAGAUGUCUUAUAUUUCAAGCCUUGCAAACUUAGGACAAAGUAUGGUUGUACCGGACACAUUAGGGAACCUUUGGGUACUCACGGUCAUAUGAAGUGCGUGUUCGAUAAUCAGCUGAGAUCUCAGGAUACGGUUUUGCUGAAUCUGUACAAGCGAAUGUUCCCUAAAUGGACUUACGAGAAUUGCAUUGUCACCGAUAAAGAUAAAAAAAAUAAUGAUAUGAUGGAGUAA